Molecule: messenger RNA, 646 nt
Organism: Aethina tumida (small hive beetle)
Lineage: Eukaryota; Metazoa; Arthropoda; Insecta; Coleoptera; Nitidulidae
Gene: RpS10b
Product: 40S ribosomal protein S10
Exons: 3
Coding region: 123-593 (156 amino acids)
Cellular component (GO): cytosolic small ribosomal subunit
Molecular function (GO): structural constituent of ribosome; RNA binding
Source: RefSeq, a predicted model, not a curated record
GUUGUCUAUUACAAGUUCAUGAUCAUAUCACCGUGGCGUUGGCUAUUUUAGUGCCUUUCAUUUUGUAACCAAAUUCGCCAGCCUCUUUUGGUUUUGACAGCCGUGUAAAUAGGUGCUUCAAGAUGUUGAUGCCCAAAAAGAACAGAGUAGCAAUCUACGAGUACCUCUUCAAGGAGGGCGUCAUGGUGGCCAAGAAGGACUACCACGCUCCCAAGCACCCUGAAUUGGAGACUAUCCCUAACUUGCAGGUGAUCAAAGCUCUCCAAUCCCUUAAAUCUAGGGGCUAUGUUAAGGAACAGUUCGCAUGGAGACAUUACUACUGGUAUUUGACCAACACAGGUAUUGAAUAUUUGCGCACGUUCCUCCACCUGCCUCCCGAAAUUGUGCCAUCCACUCUGAAGAGACAGGCACGUUCUGAGACCACGCGCCCCAGGCCCGCCGCUUUGCGUUCCGAAACGUCGAAACCGGCAGAGGACCGCGCUGGCUACAGAAGGAUACCCGGAGGUCCGGGAGGCGACAAGAAGGCGGAUGUUGGACCCGGAACCGGCGACGUUGAGUUCAGACUUGGUUUCGGUCGUGGAAGGCCUCAAUAAAUUAAUGACGAUUUUAUAUUGUAACAAGCUGGCAAAUAUAUUUGUUGGUUAAA